Messenger RNA from Auanema sp. JU1783, 2898 nucleotides. The record is from the annotation of a GenBank genome assembly. NCBI's taxonomy places the organism in Eukaryota, Metazoa, Nematoda, Chromadorea, Rhabditida, Rhabditidae.
AUGGAGUUAUGGAAACAAUCUAUUUCAAUUCUUGAAGAAAAUGUUGAAGAAAAGAGUCAGGCUGUGGAAGAAUUGCUCCAGAGUUCAUCGGGUGAUCAUACCUGGAUCCAAGUACAGUAUACCCCUGCUCAACUUUUAAAAAGACCAAGGUUUUGUAAUGUUUGUAGAGAGAAACUAUCAGGGUUUCCACAGCAUGGCUGGGGAUGCGAUGUCUGCAAAGUCAAAACUCACAAGAAAUGUAUGAAGUUAGUUAAAGAUAAAUGUAAAUGGUCAGUAGAAGGUUCUAUUCCUCACCAUUUGCAAUAUAUUAGUCCAGAGAAUUCUAUUAUGCCUCAUCAAUGGGUAGAGGGCAAUCUAUCCCCAUCAGCUCGAUGUGCAGUUUGCGAGAAGUACUGUGGUUCUGCAACAAAGCUACAGGACUGGAGAUGCAUCUGGUGUGCUCAAGCUGUCCACGAUGGUUGUUUGGGUCAACUUGGUCGUGGUUGCAAUUUAGGAGCUAUAUCUCUCUCUGCCGUCCCACCCUUGUCCUUGCGAGAAGUGUCACCCUGUGGAGAAUUCAAAUUCAGAGCAGAUGCUAUUGGUGGAGAUUUCGGAGGAGGGAGUCCUCUUUUAGUGUUGGUGAAUUCAAAAUCGGGUGAUAAUCAAGGACAACGUAUGAUACGGAAGUUCAAACGUCUUUUGAACCCUGUACAAGUUUUUGAUAUCAUUGCGACGGGUCCUGAAUUUUCUUUGACUUUGUUCUCAUCAUUGGAUAGUUUCCGGGUUUUAGUUUGCGGUGGUGACGGCACCGUUGGCUGGGUGUUGAGUACUUUCGAUCGCUUGGACUUGCACAGGAAGUGUCAAUUGGCUGUUCUUCCUUUGGGAACAGGAAAUGAUUUAGCACGAGUUUUAGGAUGGGGUCAUGCUUUCUAUAAUGUGCAUGAACUUCCUUCUCUUCUUCAAGAUUUUGAAAGAGCGCCAACUCGUAUGCUGGACAGGUGGAGUGUGCUUGGUAUUGAGGGACCGCCUGCGGAUAUAAUAAAGCAUUAUGAACAUACUGUGACCAGCAAGGUCAGAAUAGUGAUGGAGGCAGAAGAACCGCAUGAAAUUAUUAAAGCCGUCAAAUCACUAUGUAUAACAGUCAGAGAGUUGAUGGAAGGUGUGGCUGCUACGUAUUCACAAGUUGAACAAUGGGAAAGAGAAGAUGGCACCCCUACAAGUGAUGCAGUCACUGAUAAAUGUGUUGUUCUUCUAGCGAAGUUGGACAAUUUGAUGAAAAGUCUCGAAAAGGAUGAUUCUUCUCUUCAAGAAGAAAGCGGUUUAGAACCAGAAGAUGACGAAAAUUGGAAGGUGGAAGAGAAGAGGAGGCGGGAUUCUCUUGUUGGUCGAGCUAAUAGCCUUAAAAAAGCGUUGAAAGAUAUUAUGACUGUAGCGGAGAGGGGAAUAGAUCAGCACUAUCGGGACAGUGCCGCGGCAUCAAAACGAGCCAAGUUUCGAACAAAACGUAGUAAAACUACUCCUUCUGUUCUGAAAAUAUCCUCCUCCAACUUGUCUCUAUCUUCAGUUUGUAGUCCUCCUGCUUCACCGUCUCCCAAUGUUGAUAAAUUGGCGGUUGCAGAUGGAUGGAUGACAGACUUGAGUCAAACUAGUGGUUACGGAAUUUCUCCAUCACAUUCUUCGAACCCUGGCUUAUCUAUAGUUGGAUCUACUGGUUUAAGAGAACCAUCUUCGAAUAGUAGUGUUCCUGACAAUGACUCUGUGGAUCGUGACGCUCUGAAUAGUCCAUGUAUCGGACAUGUGCAACCUCCUACUCCUGGAGGCACUCGAGAGCAGUCUGCGGUCGGAGAGCCUGAUCGGCCGAACCCUGAUGAUCGCCUUUUUAAACCUCAUUCUGAAUGUCAGUUAUAUUCUGGGAACCCCUCGGAUAUAAAGCUCAGCCAUUCCGAUAGCAGUAUAUACGAGCAUGCGGAAAAAUCCUCCAAAAUGAGAAGCAGCAAUUGGAGUAGAAUGAUUAAGGAUAAGAAAAGAACAAGCGCAGUGGAGCAGUCUAAUAAAAAAGCUAUGUUACCUUAUGCUUUUACCGGUGGAUCCCUUAUUGCUGAAGUACUACUUCUGAAUGCUCGCGUUUUAGGGAUGGCUGCAGGUACACGCGAUUUUCAAACGCCGCUAGACAAAUACAAAGAGCUCAAAACUAUGAAUAAUUAUUUUGGAAUCGGGUUAGAUGCAAAAAUUGCUCUUGACUUUCAUAACAAGAGAGAAGGUUCUGAUAAGACAAGGAGUCGUUCGAAAUUGUUUCUCUGGUAUGGCAUGUUAGGAGGCAGGGAAUUGAUGCACAGAACGUAUCGAAAUUUGGAUCAAAGAAUAAGAUUAGAAUGCGAUGGUCAACCGAUAGAUCUACCAUCAUUGCAAGGAAUUGUUAUCUUGAACAUCCCAUCGUAUUCUGGCGGAGCCAACUUUUGGGGAACAUCAAAAGAAGAUGGGUUUGUUGCUCAAAGUUUUGACGACAGGCUAUUGGAGGUUGUUGCCCUAUUUGGAGUGAUUCAUGUAGCUACAAGCCGAGUACCAAACGUUGUGAGACUUCAGAACCACCGAAUUGCUCAGUGUCGUCAUGUUCGUAUUGUUAUUCUGGGUAAUGAACCGAUUCCAGUACAGGUGGAUGGUGAGCCAUGGAUGCAACCUCCGGGAAUACUUCAAAUUGUCCACAAGAACCGUGCUCAGCUUCUAGUUAGAAACCCUGAGUUUGAUGCUACUUUGAAGAAAUGGGAAGAACAAAAAGAAAGAUCAACUGCACCUUCAACGCCUACUGCAAUUGGUGCUGAAGAUGUUCCCUUUUCUCGAAGAGCAGCGGAGUUUCUUCGUCUAGUAGAAAGCCCUAGAAACUGCAACAGCAGCUGUGAGAACUGCAGACGAAACAGUUAG